Messenger RNA from Gavialis gangeticus (Gharial), 1664 nucleotides. RefSeq names its product trafficking protein particle complex 13 (gene TRAPPC13). The transcript is spliced from 13 exons. The record is from RefSeq and is a predicted model, not a curated record. Gene Ontology annotation, cellular component: TRAPPIII protein complex. The coding region runs from base 178 to 1434 and encodes 418 amino acids. Lineage: Eukaryota; Metazoa; Chordata; Crocodylia; Gavialidae.
GUAGUUUUCUUGGCGGCCCUGGCGCGGCCAGGUGGCGCGUGGCCCUCUGGGAUAGGCGUUUCCGCUGUCUAGAGGGACCCGCUUAGGCCGGCGCCCCUUGGCAGUUCGCCGCGUUUCCCCCGCGGGCGACGCAUUGUGGGCCUCGGUGGGCGCCGUAGGCUCGUGGAGGCCGCGGCGAUGGACGUGAACCAGCCGAAGCAGGAACAUCUCCUGGCGCUGAAAGUGAUGAGGUUAACGAAGCCCACUUUAUUCACCAAUGUUCCAGUGACUUGUGAAGAAAGAGACUUGCCAGGAGAUCUAUUUAAUCAGCUUAUGAAAGAGGACCCUUCUACUGUAAAGGGAGCAGAAAUUUUGAUGCUAGGAGAAAUGCUGACUUUGCCUCAGAAUUUUGGAAAUAUAUUUUUGGGAGAGACGUUUUCCAGUUAUAUCAGCGUACAUAAUGAUAGUAACCAAGUUGUCAAGGACAUACUGGUAAAGGCUGAUCUUCAAACAAGUUCUCAGCGUCUAAACCUUUCAGCUUCCAGCGCGGCAGUGGCAGAACUUAAACCCGAUUGUUGUAUCGAUGAUGUUAUUCACCAUGAAGUAAAGGAAAUAGGAACACACAUCUUAGUGUGUGCCGUAAGUUACACAACCCAGGCAGGAGAGAAGAUGUACUUCAGAAAAUUCUUCAAAUUUCAGGUUCUCAAACCAUUAGAUGUGAAAACAAAGUUCUACAAUGCUGAGAGUGACCUCAGUUCUGUGACAGACGAAGUAUUUCUGGAAGCUCAGAUUCAGAAUAUUACAACCUCUCCAAUGUUUAUGGAGAAGGUUUCAUUAGAGCCAUCUAUUAUGUACAAUGUAGCAGAACUAAAUACUGUCAACAAAGCUGGGGAAAGCAUGUCUACUUUUGGCUCAAGGACUUACUUACAGCCUAUGGAUACUCGUCAAUAUUUAUACUGCCUAAAACCCAAGCAAGAAUUUGCAGAGAAAGCUGGAGUGAUUAAAGGUGUUACAGUAAUUGGUAAACUAGAUAUUGUGUGGAAAACAAACCUAGGGGAACGAGGAAGGUUGCAGACCAGUCAGCUCCAAAGAAUGGCCCCAGGUUACGGUGAUGUCAGGCUUUCCUUGGAGACAAUACCAGACACUGUAAAUCUAGAGGAACCUUUUGAUAUUACAUGUAAAAUAACAAAUUGCAGCAGUGAAAGGACUAUGGAUCUGAUACUGGAAAUGUGUAAUACUAAUUCCAUCCACUGGUGUGGAGUUUCAGGAAGGCAACUUGGAAAGCUACACCCCAGUUCAUCCCUCCAUCUUGCACUUACACUAUUGUCUUCAGUGCAGGGACUACAAAGUGUCUCUGGCUUAAGACUGACAGAUACGUUUUUGAAGAGAACAUACGAGUAUGAUGAUAUUGCACAAGUCUGUGUAGUUUCUUCAGAAGUAAAAGAAGAAAGCUGAAGAAAAAUCCUGUAAUACUUCUGCUCUGGUUUUAGACCAACUUCCUACAUCUUACAGCUGAAUGGCAGGCAGCCAAAUGUUAAAAAAAAGAACCAUACCCAUCCAUAAACAAUGCAAGCAUGUUUAUUUAACUUUCUUCUCCAAGCAUUUUUGGGAUGUUUUAAAAUAUGUUUUAAAGAGUUAAUUAUAUAUAUUGUAUCUAUUAUUUGACAAUAAAGCCUUUAAAAUAA